Polyodon spathula (Mississippi paddlefish) is the source of this 4150-nucleotide messenger RNA. RefSeq names its product BMP/retinoic acid-inducible neural-specific protein 3-like. Lineage: Eukaryota; Metazoa; Chordata; Actinopteri; Acipenseriformes; Polyodontidae. The record is from RefSeq and is a predicted model, not a curated record. Gene Ontology annotation, biological process: positive regulation of neuron differentiation; negative regulation of mitotic cell cycle. The coding region runs from base 759 to 3068 and encodes 769 amino acids. The transcript is spliced from 9 exons.
UGGGACGGAGGGUGGAUCCAUACAGGACCGAAGCGAUGGUCACAGCCAGUUAGUCAGAAAAGUGGAAGUCUACACUGAAGCAAAAUCGGAGAAGCAGUAGGCGCAUCUGAUUUUCAAAAUAGCACUAAUUAACCCAAAAGUCUGAACAGCAGACGACGCACUAGAUUGACAUUACCUCGAUUUUUAUCUUGCAAGAUUUGCAGUUGACAUAUUUUCGAAACUGGUCUCCACAUAGCUACAGUAUAUGAUGAGAACUACCGAGACACCGCAGACGUGCAGUAUAAAAGUAUUUAUUUAUUGCAGUUUGCAUUUUUUCAAUACUGCAGUAAUGCAAGCGAUUCAUUUUAAAAAAGCAGAUCACGUUCUUUAAAAUAGCUUUUGUCCUCUUUCUAGCAGCGAAAAUGCUAUUUUUGACGUUUUUCUUUUUAUGAGGAACAUUCAUCGGAGGACUUCUAUUGAAGCGGAAAACACAUUGCAUUGAACAUUUUUUCAUCUAAAUCCUGAUGUGCUACUGAAACCGUCUAGUCUCGGAAUACUGCAUUUUGGAAGCAAUUCUUAGUGCCAUAUGAAUCUAUAGAUGACUGCGAAUCCAGCAAACAGGUGUCAAGUCAGUCGUGGGUCCUAUUGUAAUCCACGGAGGCCUGUGGUCUGUGGAAGUGUUGCCUGGCGCGCUCUGUUUGGGACUGGUUGGAAGGCAGAAUUAUAAAACUGGUCCCCAGGGAUUACUAGAAUGAUGGUUCCAAGUCCACAGCUGAAGCAUGACAUGGUACUGGUGUGGCACUACUGUUGUUAGGUGGCUUUCUCUCAUGGUUCUGUCUGAGUGGACAGUCUUGAGCCUGCACUGCUGGGUUUUAGCUGUCAGCACCACAUCAGGUCAGCAUGAGACCUCUGGGCCCAUGGACUGGCUCCUGUCUGACAAGGGGCCUUUUUACCGCUCACAAGAGUAUGCUGAGUUCAUAGAGCGGCACCAACAAGGCUUCACCACCAGAUACAAGAUAUACAGGGAGUUUGGUCGAUGGAAGGUCAACAGCCUGGCUGUCGAGAGGAGAGAUUUCCUCGGCUCCCCCCUGCCUCUCUCCCCUGAAUUCAUCACCAGCUUACGGGUCUUGGGGCGCAGACCGAGUCUACAGAAAAUAACAGAGAACAUCAUCAAGAAGUAUGGGACCCACUUGCUACUGGCAGCCACACUAGGAGGAGAAGAAUCACUGACCAUUUUUGUGAACAAGAAGGAACUGAGUAAGAAAAGAAAUGUGAAAGAAGCCAUCAGCAACAGUUCAGCAGCAACUCUGGAGACCCUGCAUCAGCUGGCAGCCUCUUAUUUUAUUGACAGGGAGAGUACACUAAGAAGACUGCACCAUCUCCAGAUAGCAACCUCUGCCAUCAAGGUAACAGAAACCAGAACCGGCCCUCUGGGAUGCAGUAACUACGACAACCUGGACUCUGUCAGUUCUGUUUUGGUUCAAAGUUCUGAAAACAAAAUCCAUUUACAAGGUCUGCAGGUUAUCCUACCAAAUUACUUGCAUGAGCGCUUUGUCAGAGCAGCCUUGGGAUACAUCACCUGCAACUCAAAGGGAGAUUUUAUCUGUAAGGACAAUGACUGCUGGUGCCAGUGUACCUCCAGCUUCCCAGAAUGCAACUGCCCGUCCAUAGAUAUCCAGGCCAUAGAAGAGAAGCUGCUUCAUGUCAUUAAGGCAUGGACCAACUACAAUCUGGAGUUUCAGGAUUCAGAUGAGUUUAAGUCCUUUGUGAAGACUCUUCCACUCGACCAUCUAUUGAACACAUCCACCAUAUUCCACCUGUGGUCCAAGGACUCCAGUCUGCAGCGCCUGUACGAGCAGCUAGAGGGCAGCAUGAAGCAGCUCCACGACAAGGCCCAGAAGAUGAUCCAGAAACUGUUUAACCUCAGCAAACGCUGUGAGAAGCAGCCUCAGUACAGGCUGCCCCGUGAAAGACCUAUAGCUUACUGGUUGAAGCAGAUUCAGUCCCUUCUGUACUGCAGUGAAAACAACCUAUCAGGCACUUUCAAUGAGGAAAUCCAUAGCUGCACCUGCCCAAUGGAGCUGGACACCUGCCAGCGGGCACUCCCAUGCCAGGUAGGGGACAGCACCAACUGUCUGACCUGUGCCCAGAACAGUCCUGUCCACUGCAGUAGCUGCAAUGCAGGUUACGUGCUGAGUCAGGGCACCUGCCGCCCAUUGGUGGCCGACUCCCUGGAGCACUACCUGGGCCUGGAAACUGACUUCCAGGACCUGGAGUUGAAGUACCUUCUGCAGAAGCGUGACAGCCGCAUUGAGAUGCACGCCAUCUUCAUCAGCAAUGACAUGCGCCUCAACAGCUGGUUUGACCCUUCCUGGCGCAAGCGCAUGCUCCUCACCCUCAAGAGCAACAAGUACAGGUCCAACCUGAUCCACAUGCUGCUGGGGCUGACAGUGCAGAUCUGCCUGACCAGGAACAGCACCCUGGAGCCUGUCCUCUCCAUCUACAUUAACCCGUUUGGGGGCAGCCACUCGGAGAGCUGGCUCUUGCCCGUUCAUGAGAACAAUUUCCCAGAUUGGGAAAGGACUACACUUGAUGGGGUCCCACAAUGCACCAACUGGACCUUGACAUUGGGCAACAAGCAGAAGAGCUUCUUUGAAACGAUCCACAUCUACCUUAGGAGCCGGAUCAAGGCCACUGACUCUCAAGAUAACGAGACCACAUACUAUGAGCCUCUGGAACUUGUCGAUCCCUCUAGGAACCUAGGAUACAUGAAGGUCAAUUGUGUCCAAGCCUAUGGCUACAGCACACACUUUGACCCUGAGGCAAUCCAGGACCUGAUCCUGCAGCUGGACUACCCCUACACACAGGGCUCCCAGCACUCAGCUCUUCUCCAGCUGGUGGAGAUCCGAGACCGCGUGAACAUGCUCUCCCCGCCUGGCAAGCAGCACCUAGAUCUCUUCUCCUGCCUGCUGCGGCACCGACUCAAGCUGUCAGCCAACGAGGUGGUGAGGAUCCGAGACUCCCUGCAGGCAUUCACUGCCAGACUUCCCCAUAAUGUGGAGUAUGAGACAGACAAACUGUGCAGUUAGCUAACUCCGCUUUUAAAAACAUGUUCAGUGUGUGUCUGUAUAGAACUCAGAGUGGGAGAUGAAUAAUAGGACAUGGCAAACUUUGCUUUUUGAAUGUGAGUCAAAAUAUUGUACAAUUUGAAACUGGCCUUAUUUCAUUUUUAAAGGGAUUUGGUGUUGCUAAUGUUCUUCUGUACAUUUCUAGUAAAACAGUACUUAAUGACGUUUGACAUUUUAGGGUUGUCUGUGUAAAAAACAUAAGUGCUGAGAAAAGGGGAAAUGAGUAUUUGAUUGUGUACUAUAGAGGGCUGGAGAAAGGUUGCAUUACAUUUAAAAAACACUGUAAUACCACAAAGUUAGGAUGCCUCUCACAAAGUAUGUCAAAUAGUUUAUAACAGCAUUGCCAUGUAAUCUUCAUACUCUUCUGCUUAGCAAAUAUCUGUCAUUUCAACAAACUGCAUUCAGAACAACCAGUUCUUGGAAUAUGUUUGGUGCUGUGUCCUCAUAUUUUAGUGCUUUGGUGUUCUGACUCCUUAAAUCUGAAUUAAAGUUCAUGCUAGCUCUGCUUAUAAUGAUCAAGAAUUAUAUAUUGGUGGCAUUACAAUUAUUCUCUUACUUUUUUUUGUCAUGUUUGCAAUUGCUUUGGGUGAUAUUUUUUUUUUUUUUUUUUUAACCCCAAACUAUCUAUCAGUUUCAGUUUUUGAUUCCCCUGGCUGAAAGCUGGAGUGAGGUCUCCUCUGUGGAAUGUGGAGGCAUGCUUCCUCAGUCUCCGUGGAAAGCAGUGAUCCUCAAAGUUCAAAGAGCUAAGAACUGGUGGGGUUUAGAACAAACGUGGUGAAUCAUCAGAAAUAGUGGGGAAAAUAAAAAAUAAAAUUAUGCUUUAUUGUUUGUUUGUUUCUUAGUGUUAACUUGUUAAUGCGACAAAAAGCGUUAGAGUAAACCAAAUGUCACUUUGUGCUAUUUGAACAGAUUCAGAGUUGUAUGUUGUUGGGGUUAGACACACUCUUUUUUUCUAUGUCAGUUUUUAUGGUUAUUGCAAGUUAAAACUGAUGGACCACCCAGAAAAGAAAAAUAAAUAAAUAAAAAAGUAACUGUCUCAAAUA